Messenger RNA from Stegostoma tigrinum, 12152 nucleotides. Its product is annotated as piezo-type mechanosensitive ion channel component 2-like. Gene Ontology annotation, molecular function: mechanosensitive monoatomic ion channel activity; monoatomic cation channel activity. Gene Ontology annotation, cellular component: plasma membrane. The transcript is spliced from 55 exons. Gene Ontology annotation, biological process: cellular response to mechanical stimulus; detection of mechanical stimulus; regulation of membrane potential. Lineage: Eukaryota; Metazoa; Chordata; Chondrichthyes; Orectolobiformes; Stegostomatidae. The record is from RefSeq and is a predicted model, not a curated record. Bases 844 to 9147 code for a protein of 2767 amino acids.
UGAAGGUGGAGGGAAGUAGAGUCAGAUGUCAGCAGAACAGCAGUAGCAGCUGGAAGCCUGAACCAGAGAGGGGCAUUGCGGCGAAACUGAAAUUUCAAGACAGUAUCAGCGGGAUUUAAAAGUCAUACAUUUAGUGGCACAGAACGCACCCACUCGCAUCUGAUUUUCAAAACAAAAAUACCGUGAGUGUUUCUGGAUGUUUCUGCCCACCGCUAAGAAAACUGGAGCCUGAUAGUAACGAAUAAAUUGACCAUCGGCAAUGGAGUGCCCUCAUAUUCACGUUGCAGAUGUGAAUCUUGUGUAAAAAACAACUGGAUUAAAUAAUGCAAGUACAGAAGCACCAUCAGUGAAACGUGUUGGGCUCCGAUUCUGCUUCAGCGGUGAGUCAUAGGGGCCAAGGGAUUUAACAGCAGAAGUUUUUGAAGUUCGCUUGCCAGAAAAUAGGAAACAAAUUGGCUUCUGGAUCAUUUCUUACAGUCGUUCGUAGCAUCGUCGCCUUCUGUUGUUGUUGCACAAAGCUGCGUUUAAAAAAAAAGAGGACAACAUUGAAGGUGGGGCGAUAUUUGCUUGUUGGACUCCCCAGGCGUUAUGAAAAUAAUUUGACUCCAUCAGAUAAACCGGUACUUGAUGGGCUAUUCCAGCGAUGCUAACAAAUUGUUGACACUUCCCGGUUCUGGAGGAUAAACUCACGGGGACACCAUGACAAGAUUGCUUUAGUUUUCGGUGAGGCCGGACCUACAGUUGAUGGGGAUUUUUGCGCAUUUUAAAUGAUAACUGGCUCACUGCGUUCAACAAGAAUUUGAACACCAUUUGCAGAUUUGAGAAAAGAACCGUCUUUUCACAAUGGCAUCGGAAGUGGUGUGUGGGUUGAUCUUCAGACUGCUUCUUCCCAUCUGUUUAGUUGCUGCAUGUUUGUUUCGAUACAAUGGGCUAUCGUUUGUGUACCUCAUUUUUCUCCUCCUUAUUCCACUUUUUUCUGAACCCACAAAAAAGACAAUGCAAGGACAUACAGGCCGCUUACUGAAAACCCUGUGUUUUACAAGCCUCACAUUUCUCCUACUGCAUGCGUUGUUUCAAAUUACAAUUUACAGCCUCCAAGCUAAUGAAAAAAUCAAACCAGACUUCAAUUGCACAGAUUGGGAAAAGAGCUUCCGACAGAUAGGAUUUGAAAGUGUGAAUGGGGCAGAUGCUGGAAAUAUUAUUAGACUUUUUGCUCCAGAUGUUGGGAUGUUUGUUGCUGGCUUGGCUACAUGGCUUGUCUGUAAAAGUUUAGUUCAACAGCCACCAUCAAUGGAUAUGGCACAGUAUAAUCCAGAGUUCCAAAAUGAAGAGCAGGUUGAAGAAAAACUUGAACUGGCAGACACUUUCAUUUAUGAGGAAGAUUUUGAGGUAGCAGAUGUAGGUGAAGAAUUGGAAGAAGAGGGAACCAAACAAAAUAUUCUUCGCAGAAUUGCAACAUACGCAUCAAAACUAAAAGAAUUUAUUGGAAAUAUUAUAGCUACCACUGGAAAAGUAGUUGUUACUAUUUUACUUGGCUUAACAGGCAUUACACUACCAUCUUUGAGCUCAGGAGUAUACUUCUUCGUAUUUUUGGGAUUGUGUACUUGGUGGUCCUGCGGUAAACAGUUUGAUCCGCUGAUAUUCAGCUGUUUGUGUGUAUUAAUGGCCAUAUUCAGCGCAGGACACUUGAUUGGACUGUAUCUUUACCAGUUGCAGUUCCUGCAGGAACUCAUUCCACCUGGUGACUUCUAUGCAAGGUUGUUUGGUGUAUCACCAGUUAUUCAAACAAAUUGCACGACUACCUGGAAGAUCAUAGCCAAUCCCAAUAUGUCUUGGCCCCAACAUGUCAAUCCUAUCAUGCUGUUAUUAUUGUACUACACUUUGGCUACACUCAUACGUCUCUGGCUUCAAGAGCCAAUUAUAAGGAAUACGGAAGAAGAAAGUUACAACAGAGAAGAAGAAGAGCAAAAAGAGCCAUUUGAAAGUGAUUCAUCUGUUAGUGCCAAUAUGCGACGUAAUAUGUGGUAUUCAGCACACUACGCAACUGAUGAGAGAAGGCUCCUUACAAUUACCCAGGAUGAUACCAACUCUUCUGAUGCUUUGCUUGUAACAGUAAAUGGAAACCCUGUAGACUAUCAUAAUAUGCAUUCUGCAUUUCAAGCUGAGAAUGGUCCAACCACACUAGAGAUGUACUCCACACCACAAUAUAAAUGGGAGAUGGUUGACGAAUCCCCAGACAAAACUGAAGAUGACAGAGUCCCUGAAGAGACAGUGAAUAGCAGGCUCAACAGCCUCAUCACCAUUUUCCGUUUCAUUAUGAAGCAGAGCUAUAUAUGUGCACUCAUUGCCAUGAUGGCUUGGAGUAUUACCUAUCAUAGCUGGCUCACCUUUGUCUUAUUGAUCUGGUCCUGCAUUCUUUGGAUGGUACGAAAUCGGCGGCGAUAUGCCAUGCUCACAUCUCCGUUCAUGGUCUUCUAUGGAAAUGUUCUCUUAACCCUGCAAUAUAUCUGGAGUCUUGACCUUACAGAAGAAGAACUUCCUCAGUUAUCAGGAGUCCUACAAAAGAUGAAGACAACUCCAUGUGUCGAACUAAGUUCAAAGAUUCUGUGUGCACUGACAUUCUGGCUGCUGCUCCGCCAAUAUAUUACAGAGCGCCGAGAAGCAAAGAAACUCAAGGAAUCUGCCUUAUCAGAAGUUAAAGUAGAGGAAUUAGAUGAUGGCCAACAAGGAAAGGAGAUAAUGAAAGUCUUCGGAACCCUGGUGAUGGGAAUGUUUGUCAAGUAUUGGAUUUACGUUUGUGGAGGAAUGUUUUUCUUCGUCAGUUUUGAGGGGAAGAUUGUCAUGUACAAGAUUAUAUACAUGAUGUUGUUUCUGUUCUGCGUUGCUCUAUAUCAGGUGCAUUAUGAUUGGUGGCGGCGGAUUCUGAAAUAUUUUUGGAUUAUUGUUGUUUCCUAUACUAUGCUGGUCUUGAUCCUCGUGUACACCUAUCAAUUUAAGUCAUUCCCAGAUCUAUGGCAAAAUAUGACAGGAAUGGAUAUUGAAAAGUUGAAGGAUCUUGGAUUAGAACAAUUCUCCGUUGCAGAUCUAUUUACCAGCAUUUUUAUCCCAACAUCUUUCUUGCUGGUCUGUAUACUACAUCUUCAUUAUUUCCAUGAUCGUUUUCUUGAGCUCACUGAUCUAAAAGCAGUUACCAGCAAACAGGAAAGCAGCAUAUACAGCCAUGCCAAAGUUAAUGGGCGCGUUUAUCUGUUAGUAAAUAGGUUAGUAAAUCCAGAUGGAAGUCUCCCAGACAUCGGUAUGAUGAAUCUUAAUACCAGUGCUCAAAAAGAGGAAAGAGUGGAUGCUAAACAGCCAAAUGAGGGUGACGAAGAUGAUGAAGAUGAUGAAGAAGAAGACGAUGAAGACUGUACAGAGGAAAGAAAUAAUAAAUGGCACCUUGUAAUUGAUCGACUAACAGUGUUGUUUCUGAAAUUUAUGGAGACUUUCCACAAACUGCAAGUUAUGGCUUGGUGGAUCUUAGAGCUACACAUAAUCAAAAUUGUAUCCUUUUACAUCAUUUGGAUUACAUUGAAAGAGGUCUCCUUAUUGAAUUACGUUUUCUUAAUUUCAUGGGCCUUUGCUUUGCCUUUUGUCAAGCUACGUCCACUGGCAUCAAGUGUCUGCACAGUCAUGACGUGUAUCAUCAUUGUGUGUAAAAUGUUGUACCAACUAUCUUCUGUUCAGCCUUCCAACCACUCUUCUAACUGUACAAUUCCACAACUCAAUGAAACAAAUGUAGAGAGCAUUGAGAAAUUGAAGAAAUCAGUGCUUUAUGCCAGCCCAGUUGAUCCAGCAAAUUGGAUUGGACUAAGAAAGUCCUCUCCCCUUCUGGUAUAUCUAAAGAACAACCUGCUGAUUCUUGCUGUUUUAGCAUUUGAAGUGACAAUCUACCGUCAUCAAGAGUACUUUAGGCUCCGCAAUAACCUUCCACAUCCAGUAACAAAAACGAUCUUUCAUGACAUCACAAGGCAACACUUGGAUAAUGGUCUGGUGAACUGUGCCAAGUAUUUCAUAAAUUACUUCUUCUACAAGUUUGGGCUAGAGAUAUGUUUUUUAAUGACUGUCAAUGUGAUUGGCCAACGGAUGGAUGUGUAUGCCAUGCUUCAUGCUUUUUGGUUAUUUGCAUUACUCUACCGACGCCGCAGAAAAGCCAUUGCAGAAAUAUGGCCUAAAUACUGUUGCUUCCUAGCAUGCAUCUUGACCUUUCAGUACCUACUUUGUAUUGGCAUCCCACCUGCUGCCUGUAAAGAGUAUCCAUGGAGAUAUGCCAGUGCCAAAAUCAACUCAAACUUUAUUAAGUGGUUGUACUUUCCAGACUUCAUCACAAAUCCAAAUCCGAUGUUUCUCAUUUAUGACUUCAUGAUGUUGCUCUGUGCAUCACUGCAGUGGCAGGUGUUUGAAGAUGAAAACAGAGCUGCAGUAAGGAUAGUUGCUGGGGACAAUGUAGAAAUUUGCAGAGAUUUGGACGCAGCCACAUUCAGUCAACAUAAUCCAGUGCCGGACUUCAUUCAUUGCAGAUCCUACCUGGAUAUGAUAAAAGUAAUUGGAUUCAGUUACCUAUUUUGGUUCGUGCUCACAAUCAUCUUUAUCACAGGAACAACACGAAUCAGCAUCUUCUGCAUGGGUUACCUUGUCGCCUGUUUUUAUUUCCUGCUGUUUGGUGGAGAGCUAUUACUAAAACCUAUUAAAAUAAUCCUCCAAUAUUGGGACUGUCUUAUUGCCUACAAUGUUUUUGUGAUCACAAUGAAGAAUAUUCUCUCUAUAGGAGCCUGUGCCUACAUCAAUUCUUUAAUUUUGAAAAGCUGUUGGUUAAUCCAAACAUUUGGUCUUGUUUGUACAGUUAAGGGCUAUGACCAGCCCCCUGCUGAGAACCUUAAGAAAUGUCCAUUGCCUAAGGAUGAAGCAGGCAUAAUAUGGGACAGUAUAUGUUUUUCUUUUCUGUUGCUGCAAAGGAGAGUUUUCAUGAGUUAUUACUUCUUGCAUGUAGUAGCAGACAUAAAAUCUGCUCAAAUUCUCGCGUCAAGAGGUGCAGAGCUGUUUCAAGCUACUAUAGUAAAAGCUGUGAAGGCUAGGCUUGAAGAGGAAAAGAAGUCAAUGGAUCAGCUCAAAAGACAGAUGGAUCGCAUCAAAACAAGACAACAGAAAUAUAAAAAAGGCAAAGAGAGAAUGCUCAGUUUGACUCAGUCAGCAGAUGUGCAGGGUCCUCAGAUGAAGCAAGAAGAUGAUGAUGAUGACGAUGAAGGAGAACCAGAGAAAGACAAAGCCAAGGGCAAAAAAAAGCAGUGGUGGCGGCCCUGGGUUGACCAUGCUUCUAUGGUACGAAGUGGAGAUUACUAUCUCUUUGAGACAGACAGUGAGGAGGAAAAUGAAGAAGAAGUAAAAGAAGAUGAAGAAGAACAACCCAAAAAGUCAGGUUUUCAGAGAGCAGUUCGGAAAUUUGCUUCAGCCAUUAUAGCCUUGCCAAAGUCUAUCCUAAAACUUCCAAAAACCAUACUUCAGUUGAUAGUCAGAGCUAUAAAGUUUAUUUAUCAUACCUGGAUGAAAGAUUCAAAAUCGGUAUUAAAAGGAAAGGAGAAAAAUAAACGGAAAGGAUGGGAAAACAGUAAAAAAGAAACAGGAGGUCACAUUGCAAUUGAAUGUGAAGAGACAGAAGAACUACCAACACCAGAAGAAGUGCAUAAACACUCUAAUGCACCAGAUAAUGUGUUCAAGCGGGUGUUUAAUCUUCUGAAGUUCACAUGGGUUCUGUUCUUGGCUCUGGUGGACAGUUUUACAAAAUGGCUGAAUUCAAUCUCAAAGGAAUGCAUUGAUAUAUCCACUGUUCUGAGGAUAGAGAGAUGUAUGCUUACAAGAGAAGUAAAGAAGGGAAAUGUUCCAUGUCGUGACAGUAUCCAUAAUUAUUACAAGCACCAGAUGAAGAUGCACAGUUCACGUGAGUCAGGACUGGAUAGAAAUGAUGAUGGUGCCAGAUGUGCUGCUUUAACUAUCCAUGAAGGAAACCAGGAAGUCGGUGCUGAGAGAAUGGACAGCACGGAUUCUAUAGUUUCUCGUGAUAGUCUGUCCAGCUGCUACACUGAAGCUACCAUGCUGUACUCACGGCAGUCAACUCUAGAUGAUAUAGAUGAUAUUCCUAAAACAAGUGAGCGUGCUCGACCUAGGCUUCGUAAAAUGUACAGCGUUGAUAUGUCAUCCUCAUCGGUUGAAAGUUGCAGUAUAGUGUCAAGUGAACCAACACAAUGCACAAUGCUGUAUUCGCGCCAAGGUACCACAGAUACAAUUGAAGAAGUGGAAGAUGAGCAGGAUGAAGAAAUGACAAUUCCUGUAUGCACAUCAGAUAUCAUGACUGAGGAAGUUCCACCUUCGUAUAGCAAAGCUGUUAGUCUUGAUCGCCUAUCCUUUAGUUCUGAUUCAGCUGGUGAAAAACACCUUAUGGCACUUACCCCAGACAGCAGGAUGGAUUUACUAGAAGAUACAAUCUUUCCAAAUUUAAGCCAUGAACUAACAGCCAGUGAACUGCUUCUUAACAAAAUGUUUUAUGAUGAAGAGUUAGAAGAGUCAGAAAAAUUCUACAAAGCCCAGCCUCGAGCACUACUCCUGUUCUUCGCUCUAUAUAAUACCUUAGUAGCUCGUUCGGAAAUGUUAUGUUUCUUUGUCAUUAUACUAAAUCACAUGGUUUCUGCUUCAAUGAUUACGCUGGUACUUCCUAUUCUCAUCUUCCUCUGGGCUAUGUUAUCUGUACCCAGGCCAAGCAAACGUUUCUGGAUGACAGCCAUUGUAUACACUGAGGUAACAAUUGUGAUCAAGUACUUUUUCCAAUUUGGAUUUUUUCCAUGGAAUGAAAAUUUGAGUAUAACUCGAGAUAAACCUGAUUUUCCCCCAAAUGUAAUUGGCAUUGAGAAGAAGGAAGGCUAUGUACAUUAUGACCUUAUACAGCUGCUUGCACUGUUCUUUCACCGAUCCAUUUUAAAGUGUCAUGGUUUGUGGGAUGAGGAUGAAAAGAAUGAAAAUGCCUCAGCUAAAGAUGACAUGGAAGAAGAUCAUCUGAAUGAGUCUCAGAGAAAGAACUCCAUAGGUUCUUUAAAAUCAAUUAAUUUGCAAGCAUCAAUGGAUUCCAUACAUGUUCACUUUCCAGAACAGACAACAGCCAGAAGACCAAGUUCAACAGGUUCACAGAUCUCAAAUCGAUCGUCACACAGAUCACAAAGAGGUAGUAUAAGCACCCGAAACAGUAGUAGCCGGAAAGGAAGUGGGUCUCUCAGUGUUCAGCCAAAGAAUAAAAAGGAGCUUUUAUUCGAAAAAGUAAGAGAACAAAUGAUCAAGGCAAAAACCAUUGUCAUUGCAAAAACACUUCAAAUAUAUAUUCCAAUCAAACAUUUCUUCUACAACAUUAUCCAUCCGGAGUAUAGUGCUGUAACAGAUGUCUACGUGUUGAUGUUCUUGGCUGAUGUUGUAGACUUCAUUGUUAUUGUCUUUGGUUUUGGGGCAUUUGGGAAACAUUCAGCAGCCGCCGACAUCACAUCUUCUUUGUCAGAGGAUCAAGUGCCAGAGGCAUUUCUGGUGAUGUUAAUAAUUCAGUUUGGCACAAUGGUAGUGGAUCGAGCACUCUAUCUCAGAAAGACAGUCUUAGGAAAAGUUAUCUUUCAAGUCAUCCUUGUUUUUGGAAUUCAUUUCUGGAUGUUUUUUAUAUUACCAAGAGUGACAGAAAGGAGGUUUAACCAGAACAAAGUUGCACAGGUUUGGUACUUUGUUAAAUGUGUUUACUUUGGAUUGUCAGCAUAUCAAAUACGUUGUGGUUACCCAACACGUGUGCUUGGUAACUUUCUGACAAAAAGCUACAACUAUAUAAACUUGUUCCUCUUCCAAGGAUUUCGACUAGUUCCGUUUCUGACUGAGCUCAGAGCAGUCAUGGACUGGGUCUGGACAGAUACAACUCUUAGCCUCUCCAGUUGGAUCUGUAUAGAAGACAUUUAUGCUCAUAUUUUCAUUCUAAAGUGCUGGCGUGAAUCUGAAAAGCGAUAUCCCCAGCCACGUGGGCAGAAGAAAAAGAAGGUUGUAAAGUAUGGCAUGGGUGGCCUUAUCGUCUUCUUGCUAAUAUGCAUUGUGUGGUUCCCACUUCUCUUCAUGUCCUUGAUCAAAUCUGUUGCUGGUGUGACAAAUAAACCUUUGGAUGUAUCCAUUUCAAUAACAAUUGGAGGUUAUCAGCCUAUUUUUACAAUGAGUGCCCAGCAGAAGCAGCUACAAGAUUUUGAUCAAAGUCAGCACAACAAACUUUUAAACAAUUUUAAAGAUAAUCCUGCUGCCAUGCAGUUCCUGGAUGCUUACAUGAAAGAAGACAUUCUAAUUGCACAACUUGAAGGAAACUCAAAUUCUCUUUGGACCAUCAGUCCACCAAGUCGGAAGAAGAUGAUAGAAGAAUUAAAGGAUAAUGUUUCAAAAGUCUUCAUUGUAGUUUCUUGGUCUGUUCAAAGGAAUAUCAGUCUUGGUGGAAAAUCAGAAAUUGCUUCAGAUAAAAUUUCAUUAGAAAUUCAACCUGAAGCCAAAAUAGCUCUUGCUGCAGCAGUGGAAGGAAAGAACAACUCUGUAAAAAUUGAGAAUAUAUUUCCAAACUACAUUAGGGCUCCCAGUGAUUCUGAAUCAAAACCUGUGAAACAACUUUAUGAAAAUGAUGCUGACUACUGUGAACUAAUUGUAAAACUGGUUCAGCAAGGAAACUGCUCUUCAGACCACUGUCAGGAAUGGUGGACUGUUAAUCAGUCUGAAAGAUUCUACAGAAAUGAUGAUAAAGAAAGCCUUGAAAUUAUUGUAUUCAGUGAUAAAGUUAGCCCACCUAGCCUUGGAUUUCUUGCUGGUUAUGGCAUCAUGGGUCUGUAUGCAUCAGUUGUGCUGGUUAUUGGGAAGUUUGUACGUGAGUUUUUCAGUGGGAUCUCUCAUGACAUCAUGUUCGAAGAGCUGCCAAAUGUGGAUCGAAUUUUGAAAUUAUGUACAGAUAUCUUCCUGGUUCGAGAGACUGGAGAACUGGAAUUAGAGGAGGAUCUGUAUGCCAAGCUUAUCUUCUUAUAUAGAUCACCAGAAACUAUGAUCAAAUGGACACGAGAAAAGACAAAAUGAAAGCUUCUGCUGAUGUGGAUAGGGGUAUUUUUCUGAAAAUAAAACAAAAGCACAAUAUCAUUGAAAAGCUAAGCUAUUCACAACAGGGUGACAGCAGCUUUUCCUUAUGGAGCCCAGGCAGUCGCACGUUCCUGAAGUCUUCUCUGCCUACAGUCUUCGCUGAUACUAAAGACUGGUGCCUGUCCUAACAUUCAGCACCAAUUGUGGAAACGAUUCUGUUGGGACUGAAUCUUUCUAUUUUUAAGUCAGGCAAAAUCAGGGCUUCCGAAAUGCUUACCAUCCUUGCAGGCAUCAUCUUUAUCAGUCCUUUAUAUUUCUCUAUGCGAUGCAAUGAUUUUGGACUAUGUAAUCUGCUGUCAUUAUCACCCAGGCACAGAGGAAUAGGACCUGGUGUGAUUCAAUGGUGACCAAAUAAUGGGGACUUCACUUGGGAAUAAGAAUUCUUGGAUAUCACAGGUCUCCAAUGGUGUAAGCCUAUAUUGACUGGCUUGAGCAAGGAAGAUAAUUUGACAAUCUGUUUUGAAUGCCUUAUUUUAUUUGUACAGUCAAAAGAAAAGUAUCAUCAUGUCAGUGAUCUUUCUCAGGAAAAAUGUUUAUUUACCAAAGGCUUUGUGUCUUCUGCAACUUCAUUCCCUUAUUAAAAACUUGCUCUUAAGCAAAUGCUUUUCCAAGAUGAAAAGCCCAGAUGAUACCGGUGAAAACUCUUAAAACUAAAGGUCAGCAAAAUAUUCAGAAUUAAUCGAACUUGCAAAGUCCAAAAUCUUCCGGUUGUCAUUUAUUUGUUUCAACUUCAUCAGUAGUCCCCGUAGUUUUAUCAGUUUCUUUUUGUGAAGGGCAGAAAGUUGAUGAUAACUGGAUUUUCAUUCCAAAUUUUGCUACCUCUCCGUAACACUUCACCUUUCAUCUAUGAGAUUUGUCAUUUGGGAAAUUGGACAAUUUAUAAUUGUUACUGCUUGUAUCACUCUUUAACUGAUGUUCAGAAAGUACAUACUAGUCUAGGGCUAUUCCUCUCCAAUUUGCUAUUUUAUCUUCUUGUUGGAAUCCAUGUAAUCUGUUCUACUGCCCAUGGUAGCAUGCAAAUUAUCAAGAACUUAUUGAGAGACUGUCAGAGAAACAAUCAUGACUCCCACGUUGUUGCAAGCAUAUACUAUGUCACUCUAGUUUUUGCGCAACUUGAAUUAGACAAAUAAAUUUUGUUCGUUAGCACUAAAUAGAAAAAGGCCCAGCUGAGAUCUAAACAAUUUAGAUCGAGCAAAGUCUAUGUAAACUUUAAAUACACAAAUGUUUGAUUUCCGUGCCUAAAUAUGCACAACAAUGAAGAGGAUGGUAGCAUGAUCAAGUUCCACAGAUAAUAGUUGCUGAUUUUAUAUUCUAAAUUAAUGUUUAAAGAAGAUAGUGUUGAGCGCAGUAUAUAGAAUGUGAAAUAACUGGAGUCAAAAUAAAAGGAUGUUAUGUAACCGUUCAAUAUUGCAUAAUAUUCUGACAAAGUAGAUAGCCUGCUAGAAAGUAUGGACUUCUGUAUUGCAGAUUUAUGAUAAAAUUUGAUUUUGAUUACAUAUUUCCACAUGCAAAUUACUACUGCUACAACUGUUGAAGCAUCCAUAAUCCUGUUAGAGGGGUACAGGGCAAAAUAUCGGCCUGAUGUAUUUUAAAGUUGAUUUUAUUGACUUACCAACGUGCAAAUAUGGUUAAAGAUACAAAAUGGGGAGCUAUUUCUAGGUCAUGGUAUUAUUGUUAGCAUAAAAUCAAAACACUAAAAAUCAAAUGAUUUGGAAAAACCUUUAUAAAAAAUUAAUCCACUACUGCAGCAAGGGUUUUCCACCAUAAUGUUUCAGUGUACAGAUGUAGAAUUAAUUUUCAACUUGUGUUUUGCAAAAUAUGAAUCUUUAAUUCUUAAGGCGAUCAUUGUUUCAUAUAUAUUGUUACUUAGAGAAGCCAGCUCAGUUCACAGCUAUUGACAUUUGUAUCAAUAAGAAAUUAUUAAUAAUACAAAGGAGGGAUUGUAACAUAGGUAGUUGAAACAUUAGUAGUUUCUCUAUUGAUUUAUCUAAUUCAGUAACUGAUCAACUAUUACACAAUCACAGGACAGUUCAAUUAUUACAGCUUUUGGAGCUCACUGUAUUGUGUUUUUCAAUUCUUUGACAUAUUUAAACAGCACUGGAGUCCGGGUUUAAUGGGGUUUGAAAAUAAGUGUUUGCUUCAAGAGGAUCUGGGCAAGAAAUUCAGUACCUCAGUAAUAAUGUGCAUGAGGAAAAGUGAUGAAAUAAUUAACCACAUGAUCUUGAAAAAAAUAAUUGAGUGGUCAGGUGGUGGGACACAGUUUCUAAAACUACUUUAUAGGGUUAAAACUGAAAAAACAUAGCUAUGUAAACUUGCAAAACUCUACAGUCUGCAAUAUUACAAUUAAUGUAACCCUUGAAGGCCAUUUUAUAAUUAUCUCUUUUAAAGAAAAAUUCAUGUGAGAGAAUUUUCAUAUGCAAAUGUUAAGAACUUUUCAUCUUUUGCAAGAAAUUCAUUGCAAUUCCUGCCACAUAGAAUGGGGCAGUGGGGAACAACUGUUUCUUCUCUUUUAAUUUUCUGUAACUACCUUGGCCAUGUUUAUUGAAACAAAAUAGCAAUUUUGAUCCUACUUAUUGACAAUCCAGUUGCACAUUCUCACCCUCUCCAACAUGUGCACUGUUUCAGAUGAUUUUAAGUGAAUAUUUCUGAAAAUGAAUGAUAGUAGUUUGUAAAGUUUUGUAUGACACAGGAGUUACGUGGUUCCUCAGUAGAUUUCAAUAUUACAACAUGCUAAGGUGUAUUUAUAUUUCACGUUCAUUCAUAAACUUCUGGAAUAUGAAAUUAGUUUAGAAAUUAUGCAAUAAGCUUUGCUUCUAGUUGGAUUAGUCUGGUUUCCCUGAGCAGGAUGCUGCCUCCCAGACCCAUGAUUGUGACCCUGCUGUCAACAGUUACCAGUGGAAAUAUGUCCCUGUUUUAUAUUUGUUUCUAAAACAUAUCACCAAAUG